CAUCAGGAUAAACCGUUUAUGCUACAAUGUUGACUCCAGCUGAUUGAGUACCGUUAGUUUAGCUUGCUAGCGCAUGCUAACCGUAUCUCCGGGCCUGCGGGUGUCACGCCAGUUAUCCCUAAUCAAAUUCAGCCACAAAGGAUUACAUAGUUGGAUUCAGCCUGCUCACAUAGGAGAGACUGUUACUUUGGCCCUACACAAACAGCCUGUAGCGCUAAAGUUCAGCACUAAGUAUGAGUCCCUUGUUGCGGUGGAGGUGAGGAAGCAUGGGGUGGAAGUCUGAGGUGUCAAGACGAACGUGAUGACAGCAUGGUCCAUGGUGGAGAAGCUCAAAAUGGAAAAACGCCCAUGCAGGGAGGAGAACAUUGACUCAGGCGAAGCCCAGCAUGCCACUGAUGAGGACGGGAGCAGCUCAGAGAGCGAGUCGGAAGAGCAGCAGCAGCGUCAGCAGGUUCAGGUGAACAACAGCAGCUGUAAGAAGCGGGAGCCUCUGGCUGUCACGAAACCCCAUCGACAGCUUUGUCGCUCUCCAUGCCUCGACCGACCCAGUUUUUCCCAGAGCAGCACUGUGCAAGAUCUUCGCGAGGAUGAGACCAGCGCAGGAUCAGGGAUCAAGCUUGCCAGCGACAGGGAGUACCAGACCAAGAUGGAAUUUGCCUUGAAGUUGGGCUAUUCGGGGGAGCAGGUGGAGACGGUGCUCAGCAAGCUGGGGGCGGCAGCUUUAAUCAACGACGUUCUUGCUGAGCUAGUGAGGCUUGGGAAUAAGGUCGAACCUGAAAGUCAACCGUGCAGCAGCACGGCCACUAUAAUCUCUCGGCCCCCAUGUGUUAAAGAGACUGUUAGUCCGGAAGUGUCGGUGGAGGAAGAAUCUGUGGAUACCUUUGAUAACCUCAGACCUAUAGUCAUUGAUGGCUCAAAUGUGGCGAUGAGCCAUGGAAACAAAGAGGUAUUCUCCUGCCGUGGAAUCCAGCUUGCAGUUGAAUGGUUUCGGGAGAAAGGACACAAAGACAUCACUGUGUUUGUUCCAGCCUGGAGGAAAGAACAGUCAAGGCCCGAUGCCCUAAUCACAGAUCAAGAAAUAUUACGCAAGUUGGAAAAAGAGAAGAUCCUUGUUUUCACCCCGUCUCGUCGAGUUCAGGGCAGGAGGGUGGUGUGCUAUGAUGAUCGCUUCAUAGUGAAGCUGGCUUAUGAUUCUGAUGGAAUUAUUGUGUCAAACGACAACUACAGGGACUUGCAAAAUGAGAAGCCUGAGUGGAAGAAGUUCAUAGAAGAGCGUCUCCUGAUGUACUCCUUUGUCAACGACAAGUUUAUGCCACCUGAUGAUCCAUUAGGAAGACAUGGUCCCAGCUUAGAAAACUUUCUCCGCAAACGGCCUGUUGUUCCAGAGCACAAGAAGCAGCCCUGCCCAUAUGGGAAAAAAUGCACGUACGGACAUAAGUGCAAGUACUACCAUCCAGAGCGUGUCAACCAACCGCAGCGAUCCGUGGCCGAUGAAUUACGGGCUUUUGCUAAACUCUCCGCAGUGAAGACGAUGAGCGAGGGGGCUUUAGCGAAGUGCGGUUCCGGGCCAGCAGCUGCCAGGGGGGAGAGCAGCUCCGAGGCCAAGCGCGUGGCACCUAAACGUCAAUCUGACCCCAGCAUUCGUUCAGUGGCCUGUGAACCUCCAGAGGCGCUGUCCGUUAUGAGGAAGUCUGAGACGAAUUCAGUGCCUUCCCUUGUGUCUGCCCUCAGUGUGCCCACGAUGCAGCCUGCCAAGAGUCACGCAGCUGGGGCCUUGAACACACGAUCAGCCAGCAGCCCAGUGCCAGGUUCGUUGCAGUUUGCACACAGUUCUCUGGAGCACAUGUCUAGUGUACAGUACCCUCCAAUUUUAGUUACUAAUAGUCAUGGCGCCUCUGUUACAUAUAGUGAACAGUUCCCAAAGUAUGACUCGGUUAGCGACCAUGGAUAUUAUUCACUCCACAGUGAUUUUUCAAACAUGAGCAUGAGCAGCAUGCAUAAUGUCGACAGUUUCUGUAGCAUGGAGCACGAGCAUGGAGUGUAUCAGCGAAAUCCCAACCACUGCCCUGAAUCCUGCCUCAGCCAUUCAAACAGCGACUCCUUCUCCUCUUUUGGGGACUUGUACCCAAGCUCUGUAGACGGUAGCUUAGAGGAGAGUAUGAAGGGGCAGCAGCAGUCGCCGGCACAGGGUAGGAUGCAGACAUUCUCCCACGGGUUUCGCCAUGAAGCGCUGUCUAGAGUUCAGAGUUAUGGACCGGAAGAGCCCAAGCAGGGCCUACGUAAGCAAUCUGGAGCUCACCUAGCACCACACAUACAGCACGUCGCAGUGGGAGCCAGAUCCAGCUGCCCCGGAGACUAUCCCUUAAGCCAGAAUGUCCUUCCACCUUUGUCCUCGCAGCCCACGCGCUCUCUUGGUAUGACUCGUAUGGACAGCAUAUCAGAUUCAAAGCUAUAUGAUAGUAACCCAAUGAGACAGAGGCGGCCCCCACUGUGCCGUGAGCAGCAUGCAAGCUGGGACCCUCUGCCCUGUGGUAAUGAGUCCUAUGGAUAUCAUUCAUAUCCUCUGAGUAACAGCCUGAUGCCGUGUUGCGAACGCGUGAUGGUGCGCAGCAUGCCCGACAAAAUGGAACAAAUCUGGAACUUGCCAUGGGAGAUGCCAUCUGCAGCCGAACACCAAGAGCGGUAUGUCAUCCCAGACCACCAGUACCAAACAUAUCGGAACCUUUGUAACAUCUUUCCUGCUUACGUAGUUCACUCGGUAAUGGAGAAGAAUCCUCAUCUGACAGACCCACAACAACUUGCUGCUGUCAUUGUUACAAAACUGAGGUCAUGCCACUGAGCGAUUAUCACAUGCAACAUUUGAAAGAGAGAAGACAACAAUUGGAGGCAGAAGUGAAUUAUUUUUUAAUCAGCAGGUGUGAAAACUGGCUGUCACAUUUUACAAAGCAAACAUGAUCAAAGUAAUGAGCAUAAAAGAAGGGUUGAUACAUUUUAAGUCGACUUGUGAGAUGUUUAACCUUUUGAAAUCUAUGUUUUUAUAUGAAGUGUAAAUCGGUUUAUACACCUUACUGAAGUUCAUAACACUUGUCAUACAACCUGAGCAGGAGUCACAGCCACUUGGCACAAUACCCAUUAUUAUCUAAUGAAGCUUUUAUCUAACAUGAUUUUAAAUUCUACAGCAUAUUUAGCCUAACAUAUGGCAACUUUAAUUGUCACUUCACAUCUCACUUGACUUUUGAACUAUAUAUGGAUAUUAACAAUCCUCCAUCUUUAAUGAUUUUAAAUAGGCUGAUAAAACAAAUAAACAAUAUAGAAGUAAAAAAAAUGAAAUGAAAUAAUGCCACUUUAACUUGUUUCUGGAAAAACAAAUAUUUUAUAUUUUUAACAAAUGUAUUUUUGCUGCACAAUAAUUUUUUCGCUCAAUGUGCACUUUUUCAGGUGUCUGUGUCAUUUGUAUUUUUUUUUCUAGUAACAUCUCGUCCUAGGAGACAUUAUUUCAUUAUCAUGCUUCGUGCACUUACCACUUUUUAAUAACAUGAUUCUGCUUCUCUAUCAAACUGAUGAGCUCAGCAUCUGUUAACAGGUGAUGGCAGUUCACUCCUGCUAAGGCAACAAUAUUCAAUCUACUGUCUAAGAUGCUCUUUUAAAUGAAACCUAAGUACACUAACUAAUUUCAUUUACCAAAACAAGGCUGUUCUAACCUGGCCAUCCAACUAGGUCUAAUUCAUUUAAUACAUUUGCCACAUACUGGAGGAAGAAAGGGUAUUAAAUGCAACAGCUACCACUGAUUAGUCUUGAUGUGAUGAUGUGCUACAGGUGGAGAAUAUUUAGAUGGUCUCAGAGGUCUCAAAGUGACUUCAGCAGCACACUUGGCUUCUGUUAACUAGAUCAAUGAAGUCUAAGUGGAUGCAUUUGCUUGCAGUCUUAGAGUUUGCUAGUUUGAUGUUGACUUCCCUAUGUAUUUAUUUUUUUUGAUAUUGGGUAUAUAAUUUGGGAUUACAUGAUUACAAUGGUUAGCUGGUUUUCUAACAAGAUUUAGAUUAGAUGUGGCUAAAUUAUUAAUUAGUCUACCUACUAAUAAUCAGCUAGUGUAUACUUCUGAUUUGAAUGGUUUUACUUCAAACAUUUUACAACACACACACACACACUAAAAAAACUAAAUGGAGAUAAAAGGAAAAAAACAAACCCAAGCAUUGAUUUUUUUUGAUAAUGUAGCUAUGUGGAUCAAAAAGCAGUUUACUUCAUGGAUCAGGAUAGGAAAUGACCAACCCCCCACUGGCAUUAUAUUAAAUUACUGAUGUGUUAGUGAUAUUACUGCUGUAACUAUACUUUAACAUUUGUACACCACAAAUUUUUUGAAGAUCUUGUUCAGGCCUGUGAAUGUGUUAUGAAAGGCAUCUAAAGUGUUUCUGGUGCAGUGGAACUAUAAAUAACCUUGUUUAGUUCUGCCUCAGCUGUAAAUAAUUCUUGUGACUUUUCUGUGCAUUUAUUUUGCAGAUAAGGAAGAGGGAGAUAGGUACAUACCUCACGGCAUGAACUAUGACAUUUAAUGGCCUUAUAUCUGAAUGACCUCACGCUUUAGUCAUUGUCUGAUUGGUUUCAAUGGACGUCACAGUCACUGAAGCCUCAUACUUUCAAAUGUAAAGCACUAUCUCAGUAUCUAAAGAGAUAUAUUUUCUCAGCCUCACUUAACAAAGCUACUAUUUUGGUAGAAUUUGACCGUGCACAAAGCAAGCCAAAAAGAGAUUUGACUUGUUUGUAUAUUUGUGCACAUAUUUCUGUACAUAUAAUCACACAAAAGCCAUUAUUUCAAAGUCAUUUAUAAGCUGCUAAAUAAUGCCAAAAAAGAAUUUAUAUAAUGUCAGUAUUCUACAUAACUUGACAUUUUGGUUCACAGGCUUGAUUGGAUUAUAGUGUAAAAAUAACAUCUGUGUUUGGAUCGUUUCCUCUGGUGUACCGUACCAUUUUGAGUUUAUUGGAAGCUGCGUCCAGGAUUUCCCUGUUUAUAUAUUUGGCUGAUUUGUUGUGCUGAUACAGACCACCUUUGUUUCAGACACACUAAUGGACUCCUUCAAGUUUGCUUUGAGAAGCAGUGUUUUAAAGAUGACUUUUACAUGUCCUUGGCUAGUCUGAUUCUAAAUGCUUUGAUGAAUAAUCAGGCCUUUUAACAUAUUGGCCACACUUGAAGUGGGUCAAAUGUCACUUCCACGAAGACUUGUCUGUCUAAAAUGGGGUUGUCCACUUUCAGCUAAUUGAAAUAUAAUCUGAUUUCUGACAUGGUUUCUAAUGUGCAUGUAAAUGUAGUGAAAGCUUUGAGAAUUUAUUUCAUAGGCUUCGGUGAAGUGGUAGAAAUGCUCUGUUAUCAGUAGAGCCAUCAGUUUAAUCAUUUGCACAGAGAACGCUGCAACAAACGGGGUAUUUACCUGAUUUGUCAGAUGAAAUGAUAAAAAUCUGGCUGUGUCACUUAGUCUUGAGAGUGAAGUAAAUAUUCCACUUAUUUUGUGCUAUCUUGUAGAGUAUGGUGUUUUAUUAAUUGUAUCAACAAAUGAAGUGAAUGCAGGAAAGCAUGUUGAAGAUAAAAUUUCUUGUGUGGUUUUGGGAGGUGGCUGAAUUGCUUGAAUACAGUAGAUAGAUGUACCGUAUGCAUAAAUGCAGCCAGUCUCCACGGCUCAUGAAAGGGUUUAGCUGUGCCUUGCAGCACAUUGCUCUCAGGAUGCUUUCUGUUUUCAAAGUUUCAGACUUUACCCGCCAAAAACCAGUGGUUACUGGCAAGACUCUUAUCUAGUAGUCAUUAAUUUAGUGAAGAUCCUACAUGUAACAUGUAGUAAGUCAGUUAUGUACAGUUGAAACAUGAAGAUGGUACUGCAAAACUUUGUACUUUUUGUGUAUAUUCUCGUUAUGCACCUUGACACUGAGAAACAUUGGACUAUUAGAGUGCUUUUACAUGAUGCAUCUUAAGUAAUUCAACAUCCAGAAUCAAAAAUGGAUUUUAAAAACCUGCUUAAAAUCUGUUGUCCGGCAGCUGAUUAGCCUUAAAUGUAACCAUUGGUGGGGAUCUAGGUUCUCCAGGUCAUUAGGUCAAACCUAUGGGUUGUCUGCAGUAAAUAUUAACUAAUAGGGCACAGUCCUAUCGGUUUGGCUAAGCACACUGAUCCUCACCAUCAGCAAGCAGAGGUUGUAACAUGUAAAGACAACUCUAAUAGCAGGUUCACACUUUGAGUGCAUUUAAAGGGAAAUGCCACUUAUUUUUGGGAUUCGGGGUUUGGUAUUGUUCUAUCACAAAUUCGCUACAUAACAAAUGUGUUUCCCCUUGGUCUUUAAUCUCAGACCAGUUGUGAAUAAAUUAAGACACAUGGCAGAGGGGCUAGUUUAUGAUAACGGAUUACUAAAUGGCAACUGAUUGAUCAGGUUGUAUUUAGAUAACAUAACAAACAAAAAAUGAGAAGUUUUUAAACUGAGUGGUAUUACUCUUUAACAGGGCUAAUUAUGUGAGCCUGACUUUGUCUCGUUGGUGGUGCUUCAAAAAUAUCUAUUUCUUUAUAAUGUUUAGGUACAAUCGUGGUACGUAUAUGUACAGACAUUUAAAUAAAAAAAAGAAUGUGUUCUGCCCAAAUGAAUUUUGGGCUUUGCUGACUUUGUUUUUUCAUGAAAAAAGACGAGGCCACUUUCGGCCAGCUGUCUGUUCAUGAGAAGGUGAAACAAACUGCCUAAAUGUUUCUUCAUGUGAAACAAUCAGAUUGCAAGGCUGCUGUCAAGGUUGUUUCUGGCAUUUGGCUAAAGGUUUGCGUGCUAUCCUUUUAUCCUUAAAUGUAGUCAACGUUGUCACCGAUUAAGACUAAGUAGAACACAGAAGUAUUACUGAUGGAGCUGCCAAACUAAGAUUUAAACUAGUAUUUUGACGUUCUGUGAUUGUUGGUACAUAGCCAGAACAAUGGAAGAGUCCAUUGCCCUGACUAAAUAACAAAAAAGCCACCAAGUGGCUUCAUUUAGUGAUGAGUGACAUAAAGCAAUCAUAGAUUUACAGAGGACUAAUCACUAGAAACAUUCAUGGAUGUAUUAAUAUUGUCCCACAAACACUUCGGAUUUAUUUUUAUCCACUAAUUCUGCUGAGCAAUCCCAUUUCUGACUCAGUGCACAAUGUAAUAGAACAAAUUACACUAAAAACCAUGUGACUGUUGCUGAAAGUGCUGCUCAACAAAAAGGAAAGGUAGUAUCGAAAACUGCCCCUUUUUAAAAUGUUUUGGUUUUGUCUCGUUUAAUAGGAUUCAUCCAGAUUAACGCCACGUUUAAAAAGGGCCAUAGACUACUUCCAUACCAAGAAUACAACCAUUGUAUCACAGCACAAGACUCAGUCUAUCAAGCCACUGCUGUGCCAAACGGUUUACACUAAACCAGCACGGUGAUUCUUAGUCCCCACCUUCCCUUUGUAAGUGCCGCAAACAACUAAGCCACAAAUGUCUAGAAUUGACUUUUGCUUGUUGAUACAAAUUGUAUCUAUACCUUGAAUGUAACACAAUAUGAAAUGUAUAAUAUGAAAAUAGUUUUAUUUAAAUAAAGGAGAAAAAAAAAUGUAUGCCAUAAUGUUUGUGACACCAUGUGUCACUGGGAGUAGCCCAUUGGUAUGUACUAUUUCUUACUGGGUACAGUAGUUAUCUACAGGGACAUUUACGUGCUACCUACAACUGCACAGAUACCCUGUGUACAGCAGUAAGCGUUCUGUCCUUUCUGUACAUAGGCACAUGUAUACAUAUAGAAAGCGAUCUGUAAAUGUAAGAGUAACAGUUACUUCAGUUGUUCAAAUACUUGUGUUGUAUUUGUGCACCUUCAAAGAGUGCAUCUAUUUCUCUGAACUGAUACGUCUGCUUUAUGCUAUUUUAAUGGGAAUUUCGAUAUUUUUUGAAUAUAUUUUGCCUAAUAAAACGUGCCAAAGCUAUUCUUGGGUAGCUUUGUCAAAUAUAUUUUCCUGUGAUUCAACACACGGGUUGUCAUGCAAUGAAUCCUAUAUUUGAAUGAACGAAAGUAUUUUACACAUGGUAAAACUGUAAAGAGCAAAUUAACACCUAAAUCAAAUCUGGGUUUAGCCUGGUGGUUAAAAACUGGUAGAAUAGGGGCACUGCUGUCUGGUAUGAGCUGAUCUCUGGUUGCCGGUUGAUGUCAUCUUGAACUGAAGCAAAUGACAGCUGUGAAAGCACUUACUCAGAUUUGUGUUUGAUGUUAAAUGUUCUUUCGAGUUAAAGAGCUUUUGAAAAAAAUGUACUUUAUUGGUAUGUUUGCCAGUUAAUUUAAUGACUACCCCUAAAUGAUGACAAAAGGCAGAGGUGUGUUGAAUUAUAACUUCUUUUCCUAAUGAAUUAUUCAUCAAUUGUAAUUUGAUCAUCUUAGCCCUGGUUGUACAAGUUCUGUUAUUGAGAUGUUAAGACUAGUAUUGUCAAUAUAGGUUUCGAAUCAGUUGUUAAUGGCUAAAAUCAAGACCAAAGUGAUUUUCAUGUGUACACGUAACUGUUAUUAUAAAUGGUUCAGACACACACAAGAUGUUAUGGUCAGAUCAUUGUGAAUCCCUUGAUUUCUAGCAGCUUGCGCUACCAUGCGGUUCAGAUGUCGAACAGAAUGUGUGCAAACUGCUUUAACGAGAGGGACGCGCAUCUAAACCCUGACUGUACAUAUACUAUAUUUACAGUUUAAUACUCAGGUUCAGUCACACAUUUUUAACCACAUGCUUGGGUGUUUUCUAUGAUGGAGAAACGCAGUGGUCACCUACCUGAAGUAGUCUUGCAUCUCCUGUUUGAGUAGACUAUUGUGUCUGCAAUGUAUAAAGAGAAAUGUCAAUUUGUGUUGUAAUAAUCUGCAGUGUUGUAAUUCACGCUGAAUGGAAAGCAUUGCUUUUAUAGACCAAAACAUCGAAAAAUAGACUAUUUGGGUCUGUGGGCUCAAACAAAAUGUAAGUCUUUAUGACAAAAUGUGUUUCUCUCCAUAAAUAAAGCAAACUUCUGUUUA
This is a messenger RNA of Betta splendens (Siamese fighting fish), 8994 nucleotides long. It is a transcript of the gene zc3h12b, whose product is annotated as zinc finger CCCH-type containing 12B. Gene Ontology annotation, molecular function: mRNA binding; metal ion binding; RNA endonuclease activity. Gene Ontology annotation, cellular component: nucleus; cytoplasmic ribonucleoprotein granule. The record is from RefSeq and is a predicted model, not a curated record. The transcript is spliced from 6 exons. The coding region runs from base 302 to 2839 and encodes 845 amino acids. NCBI's taxonomy places the organism in Eukaryota, Metazoa, Chordata, Actinopteri, Anabantiformes, Osphronemidae.